This is a messenger RNA of Entamoeba invadens IP1, 1794 nucleotides long. Its product is annotated as golgin IMH1, putative. The record is from RefSeq and is a predicted model, not a curated record. Bases 1 to 1794 code for a protein of 597 amino acids. The transcript has a single exon. NCBI's taxonomy places the organism in Eukaryota, Evosea, Mastigamoebida, Endamoebidae.
AUGAAGUUACUGCUAGUAGUAGCGAUCUUGGUUGUAGCACAUGGAAUCGACCCAAAUCAGUCGAUCGACAACCAAUAUCAUGUGUAUAUCAAAAGUUUGACGGAGAGCAUGACUGAGAUCAAAUCAACACACGGGAAGAAGGUUGCUGCGCUUCAGCAACGGAUCACAAACAGCAACGCGAAGCUGAACUCUACUAAAGAAGAGAUGUCUAAAGUGAUUGAUGACAUGAAGGAGAAAGUUGUUGAGCUGCACGUUAUCGAGAAGGAGGUUUUGAAAUCGCGCACGAACUUGGAACAGAUCAGAGGCCAAAUAAAAAAAUUGAAGGCACGACUGAGUGACGCGAAAACACAGGAAGACAAGAAAAUUGACGCAACGAUAGUCGAGCAGCUCCGAGCUAAAAAGAUCUCAUACGAGACCAUCUCAAACAACUUGAGCAAGAAACUCCUUGGAGCACAAAAGGUAUUAAGAGGUAUGAAACGCACUCAAAAACGAGUCAUGACCAAAAUAUUCAAAAUUAAAGAGAAGGUCAUUCGGUGCGAAGACAUGAUCAGGAAGGAAAAGUCGCGAUUUGAAAGAUUGUUGGCGCAGAAGAAAAAGUUGUUGAAAGAAGCAAAUCAACUUGCGAGUGACAAGAAACGAUUUUCGCAACAGAAGAGUAUCAUCGAGAACAAAAUCACUGUAUUAAAGGAACAAAUCAAAACAGCAACAAAAGAACACGUCGCGUCACUCGAGUCGAUGCUGGAGAGGUUUAAUGACAAAAUUGUGUUCUUGACCGAGUGUGUGAACGACGCGAUCGACAGAGAAAAGGAAGUGUUUGUGACGCCAACAGAACUUGUUGGAAUGAAAGAAGACCUUACUCUCAAAAUAGCGCAAUUCAACGCCGAUAAGAAUAAAUUGGUCAACGACUUGAAGAACAGAAAGUACCAAGUCAAGAAGCUCAAAACCAAAUUGAAAGAAGCCAAAGCAAAGAAAGUUGCGAAGGAGGCAAUUAAAGAAAAGAAAGCGCAAAUAAUCGAAGAGAAAGAGAAAAUUGUCGAGCUCAGAAGACAAAUUGAAGAGGUGAGAGCUAAGAAGGAUCUUGCGUUGAACAAAUACAGCGCAAAGGAAAAGGAGUUUUACAGAAAUAAGCGGAAGGAGGGCGAGAAGGCCGCGUUUGACAAAUUGGAGAAGUUGGUUGCGAAGUUGAAACGCGUCUCGAGCAGAAUAUUGAGAAUCCAAAGUGCUCUUCGUCGUGCUCCAACAGACAAACUGAAGAAACGGUUGCGAUUUAUUGAAUCGGAGAAGAAGAGCAUAUUUGUGAAGGUGAAAGUUAUCGAAAAGAGGCUUUUAGGCUAUCAGAAGAAUAGACAACAAGAGUUUAGAGUCGAGCGCAUUGAGCUCAAGAUGCAAAAGGAACGCGCGAUGAAGAGGCUUGAACAGUUAGAACAAAAGAUGAUAGCCAAGAAAUCUAUUGUGGAGAGCGAAGAGGAUUCUGGUAAGUUAGUUGCAUCAAAGGAGUACUUCCUUGCUGUUGAGAGAGCGGGUCGUGUUGAGAAGAAGAUUGAAGAGAUCAACCACCACUUGAAUGAGUUACAAAAUCGGGAAGUCGAGAUGUUGAGGACGGCCGUGAAGCGAAGUAAAGUGUUACUCGAGACGAUGAGCAUCAAACAAAAGAAUUUUGAGUUGCAGCUUGCAACCGACAUGGCUGGGUUUUACAAAACAGUCAACCAAUUAAUCGUAACGAAGUACAACUUGGAUUUGGUCAGAGCGGAGAAUGCCAUCACCCAGAGAGAGCUUGAGCAAAAUGGGUCAUAA